AUGACAGAUACAUCUACAAGUCAAACUGACAUUUCUUCAAGCAGUACUGAGUCAUCAUCAAUGGGGUCCAGCACUCCAAUGACAGAUACAUCUACAAGUCAAACUGACAUUUCUUCAAGCAGUACUGAGUCAUCAGCAAAUGGGUCCAGCACUCCAAUGACAGAUACAUCUACAAAGUCAACUGACAUAACUUCACACAGUCCUGGGUCAUCAUUAAUACAGUCAAGCACUACAGUGUCAGGUCCAGUGACAACUGAGACCACUACAAGCAGUACUUCCGUAACACAUUUUCCAACUAUGAAGCCAGAUUUAGAUAAAGCAGUGUAUAUCUUCACAUUUGAGUUAACCAUUGACGGCAACUUUAUAGAUGAUUUAAAGGAUGAUGAUAACUUUAUAACUUCUUUGAAUGGCACGGAAAUGGUUGGCGAAGUGUGUAUAAUAUCGAGUAUGAUGUCCGCGGGCAUAAAUGACGGCCUGGCAUCGCCGCCGCAUGCUGCUGAUGAGCAGCCUGCGGACCUUGAGAGGAGGAAUCUUGGCCAAUUCCUCUAUGUUUGCUAUCUUAGCUCCUGA
Messenger RNA from Ruditapes philippinarum (Manila clam), 570 nucleotides. RefSeq lists its product as uncharacterized. Bases 1 to 570 code for a protein of 189 amino acids. The transcript has 3 exons. Lineage: Eukaryota; Metazoa; Mollusca; Bivalvia; Venerida; Veneridae. The record is from RefSeq and is a predicted model, not a curated record.